CCUAAUCUCGUCUUGCAUGGUUUUUUGAUUAUGUAUCGUACAACAGCUUGUAGUGGAGCGGAAAGAGGCCGAAGCUGAGGCACGGGGCUUUUUUGAUCCAGCACGCCGGUGGAAGGGUCGAGAUGUAUAUCCUCGACCCUCAAACUGGGUCUAUUGUCGUCGAACAAAAAACAACUGGUUUGACAAGACAAAAAUUUUAAUGGAUCAAUACAAGUUGUAUAAGAGACAUGUUCUUGGCAAGGGUCACCAUGCAGACGUAUACAAGGGUUCUGAUCUGUUAACAGGCCAAGAUUUGGCCAUCAAAGUAAUCUAUAAGACAGUGACGCGACGCCUAGGUUUUGUGAAAGAGGAUCCUACGCAGCAGGCUAAAAACAGACGGCUGUUGAAUGAGGCCUGGUUCAUUGACUACUUGAAAGAUGCACCAGGUAUCUGUAAGAUGCUUCGCGUUGUCGAGACGGCAACAAAGUUCUAUUUCGUGAUGGAGCUUGCCCAUUCAGACUUAAACUCAUACUCAAAUGGCACUAACAUGCGUGAGGAAGAGAUUCGUCAUAUUCUCAAACCCAUUUUUGAGUGUCUCAAGCAUGCUCAUAGUCACAACGUCACUCAUCGUGAUAUCAAGCCAGAGAAUAUCUUACUGCGAAUAAGAAAAGAAUGGCUUCAAAAUAAUGAUAUCGCCACCCUCAGUUUAAACUCAAAGCCUAAAACCAAAGUCAACGGAAAACAAAAACCUACUACUCCUCAAGACCUUAGUAAUGAUAUCCCACACAUAUUUAGUUCUAAUGAUGGAUCUAGUAUUCCAAGUAGCAUGCUCGUUAAUGGGAGCCCAAGCAUGGAUAUAGAAAAAACAUCAGAUUCGACGGAUUCUUCAACGUUGUAUAACCAAAACCGCCGUUUUGACGCAUUCUUAGCAGAUUGGGGAUUGGCCGUGGAGCAUGAUUGCAACAGUGGAAGAAAGCCUGUUGGAACACCAUUGUAUGCAGCACCAGAGGUCGUACGCAAAAUGAAGAGAAUUCGCCGCCGUGAAUGGAUCAACUACAGAGCCUGUGACAUCUGGAGCUUGGGUGUGACCAUGUUUGUCAUUGCUACUGGAAAUUACCCAUAUCAUAUCCAUGACGCAAUCGAAGCCCAGUCUCCACCGAACUGGGCUGCGCUCGAAGCAUCCGGCAUGUCGCAGGAGUACAUUACGCUCACUCAACAGUUAAUGAAUCUGACAGCUGAGUUGCGACCUUCCGCCGCAGAGGCAUGCAAUGAUCCAUGGCUCCAGGGUUAAAAAGUCUCUUUAUAUACCAGUCAUACUCAUUUACUCGCAUUAAUGAUAAUCUAGCAUUGUACUUUUAUUAAAUAUUUUAAU
Messenger RNA from Lobosporangium transversale, 1351 nucleotides. Its product is annotated as kinase-like domain-containing protein. Gene Ontology annotation, molecular function: ATP binding; protein serine/threonine kinase activity. Gene Ontology annotation, cellular component: nucleus. The coding region runs from base 200 to 1270 and encodes 356 amino acids. NCBI's taxonomy places the organism in Eukaryota, Fungi, Mortierellomycota, Mortierellomycetes, Mortierellales, Mortierellaceae. The record is from RefSeq and is a predicted model, not a curated record. Gene Ontology annotation, biological process: mitotic DNA damage checkpoint signaling; protein phosphorylation. The transcript is spliced from 5 exons.